UCUCCCCUCCAUCCCUUGCACAGAUGGGCGCCCUGGAGACAGUGACAGCCAUCACCGAAUCCUGUGUGCGCCGCCCCGCCCCCUGCCAGCCGGAUUAGGGGGUUGUCCGCUGGGAGGCAGAACAGGGGCUGGACAAAGCUGGGAUUUGAUUUUCCUGUGGCUGGUGGCUCCACUCAGACUAGUUCUGCCCAAGUCACAACAGAGGUGCAUCCCAUCGCGGGCCACACUGUAGGGAGGCUGGUGAGGAGACUGCAGCUUCUGGUCCACGGCCAGUCCCGCGGGAGAUGGCCCCAGGGGCGCCCACACUACUGCUGCUGUCACUACUGUUGGUGCCCAGUCUCCCACUCCACGCUGCCGGAUGCCCCACCACCUGCCGCUGCUACAGCACCACAGUGGAGUGUGGCGCUCUGCGGCUGCGCGUCAUCCCACCUGGACUCCCACCCGGGACGCAGACGCUGUUCCUGCAGGAUAACAGCAUCGCGAACCUGGAGCCAGGCAUCCUGGCGCCCCUCACUGCCCUGCGCCAUCUCUACCUGCACAACAACAGCCUGCGUGCCCUGGAGCCAGGCACCUUCCGCGCGCAGCCACGCCUGCUGGAGCUGGCACUCACAGGCAACCGGCUACAUGGUUUGCGCAUCGGUGCUUUCACUGGCCUGGCCCAGCUGCGUGUACUCUACCUGGCUGGUAACCAGCUGGUGCAGUUGCUGGAUUUCACCUUCCUGCACCUGCCGCGACUGCAGGAGCUGCACCUGCAAGAAAACAGCAUUGAGCUGCUGGAGGACCAGGCCUUGGCCGGGCUCUCCUCGCUGGCACUGCUAGACCUCAGCAGGAACCAGCUGGGCACCAUCAGCCGUGAGGCCCUGCAGCCCCUGGCCAGCCUGCAGGUCCUGCGCCUCACAGGGAACCCAUGGCGCUGUGACUGUGCCCUGCACUGGCUGGGAGCCUGGAUCAAGGAGGACGGCCAGCGGCUGCUCAGCUCCAGGGACAAGAAGAUCACGUGUGCGGAGCCCCCGCGCCUGGCUCUUCAGAGUCUUCUGGACGUCUCUGGCAGUAGCCUCAUCUGCAUCCCGCCUUCUGUGCACGUGGAGCCGCUGGAGGUGACGGCCAACCUGGGGGAGGACCUGCGGGUGGCCUGCCAGGCUUCCGGCUACCCGCAGCCCCUGGUGACCUGGAGAAAGCUGGCCCAGCCUCGCGAGGGGCAGCCGCGCGCGCAGGCCCAGCCGGAGGGCGGCGCGCCGGGCCCGGGCGCGCCCGCGGCCCCCGACACGGGCAGCGGCAUGCUCUUCCUCGCCAAUAUCACCCUGGCCCACGCCGGCAAGUACGAGUGCGAGGCCUCCAACGCCGGCGGCGCCGCCCGCGUGCCCUUCCAGCUGCUGGUCAACCUGUCCCGGCCGCCGCCGCCCCCGCCGCCGGCCGCCGGCCGCGAGCCCCUGCACGAGGCGGGCAGCCUGGCCUUCCGCGCGCUGGGCCUGGCCACGCAGGCGGCGGUGGCGGCGGCCAUCGCGCUGCUGGCGCUCACGGCGCUGCUGCUGGCCGCCCUCAUCUUCCGCGGGCGGCGCGGGCCACGGGCGCCGGGGCCGCCGGGCGAGGGCGCGCUGUUCGUCAACGACUACUCGGACGGGCCCUGCACCUUCGCGCAGCUCGAGGAGCUCCGCGGCGAGCGCGGCCACGAGAUGUUCGUCAUCGACCGCUCCAAGCUGCUCCUCGCAGACCGCCCGGCCGCCCGCGGGACGCGCUGCUGAGGGGCGCGCGCUAAUGACGCGGCUCGCUCGCGCAUGCGCCGGCGCCGUCAGUAAAGGGUGGAAGCUG
Equus quagga is the source of this 1809-nucleotide messenger RNA. RefSeq names its product leucine rich repeat containing 24 (gene LRRC24). The transcript is spliced from 6 exons. Gene Ontology annotation, molecular function: protein binding. Lineage: Eukaryota; Metazoa; Chordata; Mammalia; Perissodactyla; Equidae. Bases 285 to 1742 code for a protein of 485 amino acids. The record is from RefSeq and is a predicted model, not a curated record.